Notothenia coriiceps (black rockcod) is the source of this 325-nucleotide messenger RNA. Its product is annotated as laminin subunit alpha-2-like. Lineage: Eukaryota; Metazoa; Chordata; Actinopteri; Perciformes; Nototheniidae. The annotation marks the transcript as partial. The record is from RefSeq and is a predicted model, not a curated record. The transcript is spliced from 2 exons.
ACCUCUCAGUCAUGCUGAACAAAGGCUCUCUGGAGGUGUUGAUGUUUACCGGCAGCCACAGUCCGCGUCGUGUCAUAAGACGAGCCGAGCAAGGCGCACUGAAUGAUGGGAGAGAGCACUCGCUGCGCAUAGAGAGGCAGCCUGGCAGAUCUUUUGCAGUUCAGGUGGACGAGGAGGCCAAGAGGGAGGCAGCGCUCCCCAACGACCAGCCUGUGAGCCUGAAGCGCGUCUUCCUCGGUGGUAUUCCUGCAGAAGUAGAGCAGACGUCCAACAGAGCCAACAUCCCAUUCCAGGGAUGCAUAUGGAACCUCAUGGUCAACGCUGU